AUGGAGCCCCAACGGCAGAUAGACAAGCGACUGGACAUCCCUGACCAUGUGCAUUACAUCAUCGCCUUCAUCAUCCUCAUCAUCGGCACGUUAGGGGUCACCGGAAACACGCUGGUCAUGUUCGCCUUCUACAGUAAUAAAAAGCUGAGAAGUCUGCCAAAUUAUUUUAUAAUGAAUCUGGCGGUGAGCGAUUUCCUCAUGGCCAUCACACAAUCUCCAAUUCUCUUCAUCAACAGCCUGUAUAAAGAGUGGAUGUUUGGAGAACUGGGAUGUAAAAUAUAUGCGUUCUGUGGUGCUUUGUUUGGCAUCACCUCAAUGAUAAAUCUGUUGGCCAUCUCUAUCGAUCGAUAUCUGGUCAUCACCAAACCACUGCACACCAUCCAGUGGAACUCCAAACGCAGAACAUCUCUGGCCAUCCUCUCCAUCUGGAUCUAUUCGCUGGCCUGGAGUCUCGCACCUCUCAUGGGAUGGAGUUCAUACAUCCCUGAAGGUUUGAUGACGUCAUGCACGUGGGAUUACGUGUCUCAGAAUCCAGCGAGCAGAAGUUACACUAUGAUGCUGUGCUGUUUUGUCUUCUUCAUCCCGCUGGCUGUUAUCCUCUACUGUUACUUGUUGAUGUUCCUCUCCGUCCGUCAGGCCGGCAGAGAUCUGAAACGGCUCUCUCAGAAGUCGGGUUAUGUGAAGCAGCAGUCCAUGAAGAGCGAGUGGAGACUGGCUAAAAUAGCCGCCUUGGUCAUAGUGGUGUACGUUCUGUCCUGGGCGCCCUACGCCUGCGUCACACUCGUCGCCUGGGCCGGGUACGCAAACAUCCUCACGCCGUACUCGAAAACACUGCCAGCCAUCCUCGCCAAAUCAUCUGCCAUCUACAACCCUUUCAUAUACGCUAUCGUUCACAGCAAAUACCGAGCCACACUAGCUGAGAAGGUUCCAGGUUUAUCCUGUCUGUCUCGCGUUCAGAAGGACUGUCUCACUUCUUCCACAAACAGCGACACAUCAUUUCACGAGAGUCACUUUAGCAGACAAGCGUCUGUCUACGCCAACAAACUCCACACAACCACACACAACUCCUGUACUAUGGUCAUGGGAGAACUGAAGCGGAUGAAGAAAAAGUCACAUGUGUCCACAGCAUCAUCUGUCAAGCAGAAGACCAUCAUCAAAUCUUCCUCACUGACCACGGAGAAGCCUGCCGUUCAGAUGAAAGAAUCUCUUAGCCUGUGUGAGCGAGAUCUUGUCUCCAUGGCAACUGCACCGAUGGUCAUCUGCAAUACAAAAAACAGGAGUGUGGACAUGACCUCUGACCUCCCGAUUGACUCCUCUGACACAUCGCGUCAGUCCAGCUUCUGA
Triplophysa dalaica is the source of this 1344-nucleotide messenger RNA. It is a transcript of the gene opn4xb, whose product is annotated as opsin 4xb. The transcript is spliced from 9 exons. The record is from RefSeq and is a predicted model, not a curated record. Bases 1 to 1344 code for a protein of 447 amino acids. Gene Ontology annotation, molecular function: G protein-coupled receptor activity. Gene Ontology annotation, cellular component: membrane. NCBI's taxonomy places the organism in Eukaryota, Metazoa, Chordata, Actinopteri, Cypriniformes, Nemacheilidae. Gene Ontology annotation, biological process: visual perception; G protein-coupled receptor signaling pathway.